This is a messenger RNA of Dichomitus squalens LYAD-421 SS1, 1373 nucleotides long. RefSeq names its product aspartic peptidase A1. NCBI's taxonomy places the organism in Eukaryota, Fungi, Basidiomycota, Agaricomycetes, Polyporales, Polyporaceae. Gene Ontology annotation, molecular function: aspartic-type endopeptidase activity. The transcript has 11 exons. Bases 97 to 1242 code for a protein of 381 amino acids. The record is from RefSeq and is a predicted model, not a curated record. Gene Ontology annotation, biological process: proteolysis.
CGCGGCUUCUCGCUCCUGCUCGUCGCCCUGACCGUCGUGGUCGCGGCGAACGCGACGCCCGUCGUGCAAGUGCGCGACAACCUCGUCCGUGUCCCGAUGGCGAAGCGCUUCAACCUCACCGGCUCGGGCACUCUGCUCGCUCGCGACCAAGCGCGCGUAAAGAACCUUCGAGCGCGCGCGAACGCGCGCCUCGCGGGCACGCCCCUCUCCUCGGAUGCUGUCAUCAGCGUUCCCGCUGACAAUCAAGCCGUGGACUAUGUGAUCAACGUCGAAGUCGGCACACCGCCCACGACGUACUCCCUCCUUGUUGACACUGGUAGCUCGAAUACCUGGGUCGGCGCUGGGAAGAGCUUCGUGCAGAGUUCCACCACGCGUCAAACGCGUGACGCGGUCUCCGUUACCUACGGCUCGGGCUUCUUCGAGGGAACUGAGUUCAUCGACACCGUCUCUUUGGGUAGUGGCUUGACUAUCAACGGCCAGUCCAUUGGUGUUGCCACCGACUCCGAGGGCUUCGACGGCGUGGACGGAAUCGUUGGCAUUGGGCCAGUGGACCUCACUGUCGGAACACUCUCUCCCGACACGACCACGACUAUCCCGACCGUCACGGACAACCUCUUUUCUCAAGGUGUCAUCACGGAGGACCUCGUCUCUGUUUCGUUUGAACCCACGACGUCGGCCUCGGUUGUCAACGGCGAACUUACGUUCGGCGGCACGGAUUCGAGCAAGUUCACCGGUGCCAUCAACUUCGUGCCGAUUACGACCACAUCUCCCGCCUCGCUGUUCUUCGGCAUCAACCAGUCAAUCAGAUACGGCACAUCCACCAGCAUCCUCUCCACUACCGCUGGCAUCGUUGACACCGGCACCACGCUUAUUCUCAUCGCUACUGAUGCCCUCUCGAAGUACCAGCGUGCUACUGGUGCUGUGCCAGACAACGCAACGGGCCUGCUCCGGCUCACCCAGGCUCAGUUCGCGAAGCUGCAGAGUUUGUUCUUCACCAUUGGCGGGGUAACCUUCGAGCUUACGCCCAACGCUCAGAUCUGGCCGCGCGCUCUCAACACCGCCAUCGGUGGCAACGCGAACAGCGUGUACCUCAUUGUCGGCUCGAUUGGCACGCCCUCCGGCGAGGGCCUCGACUUCAUCAACGGCCAGACCUUCCUGGAGCGCUUCUACGCCGUCUUCGACACCGCCAACAGCCGCAUCGGCAUUGCCAACACGCCGUUCACGACCGCGACCACGAACUAGGCUUGUUUCGGGGAAAUGCGGAUGAUGCGCUACACUGUUGGAGGGUCGCUUGACGAUACCCACGAGACGUCUGAGGGGCGAUGGUAAUGUUCACGGGUUUGCGCAUUUGUACUUGUUGUAGGGGUAUAGAU